Messenger RNA from Heterotrigona itama, 1483 nucleotides. The record is from the annotation of a GenBank genome assembly. Lineage: Eukaryota; Metazoa; Arthropoda; Insecta; Hymenoptera; Apidae.
AUGAAAGUUGGUAGCAAAUUAGUAUUGUUCGACGAGCGGCAAAAGAAAAUUUUUGAUAAAUCUUUUAAAAAUGUAAAAUGAUAAAUUAAUUUAGUAAUUAUUACGUCGAUUAACACAACGACAAAGAUAAUAUUAUAAUGAUAAUUUAUUGAAAUUAGAUUACAUAUGUAUACGUGGAAGAAGAAGAAUGUUUCGACUGGUACUUUUUUUUAAGUAACAAUACUAAUCAUUUUUUAUAGCUCAGUGUCAAGAAAAAUGAUUCGUUAAAAAAUUUACAGCGCUUACUACGUUAAGGAGAAUAAGAAACGAACUAGCAAGAUGCCACAACGUAUGAAAAGUAGCGCGUCCAACAAAAACAAAACGGAGGUCAAGGAAGAAGCUUCAACGUCAUCUGUUCUUGCUGGCAAUUCUGGCGAUGAUGACCCGAACGUAGCCGAAGUUGUGCUGUCGAAUAAAGGCGGGCCAAAAUUAAUUCACCACGGUUACAUGUACACGUUGCACAAGAAGCAACCGUAUAAUAUCCGAUGGAGAUGCGUCCGCCGAACUAUGUAUUGUAGAGGCAGUAUUAUCACUACCACGAGUUGCACGAAGCCGAGAGUGCGUAUGGAGCACAACCAUAAGCCAGAUUUUGCAGCCGCUCAGGUUGCUAGGAAACGUUACUUGGCUCUUGGCAAACCUAGCGUGUUAACAAACGUAGAAGGAAAUACUGUGAAGUCUAUGAACGUGUCACAACGAAUGCUUCACAAGGAGAAUGACAUACCGGAGGAGCAGAAAGAUAGGAAACCGAAAACGCGAGCUACAGCUAGAAAGAGUAAGUAUUUCGCAAGCUUUUAUGCAUUUAAUAAUUGGAACAUUGGAGUAUAUUAUGUUUUGAAUAGAAUUUAGUAUAAUUUAUACUGAAAUAUAUUUAUUUCUUUUUCUAUAUAUAUUGUUGUAUAUUAAAUUUUCUUUUUAACAUAUCAUCGUAUACUAAAUAGAUUAAGACAUCAAUAAAAUUCAUUAAAUGAUUCUCCAAAAGCAUGACAGAGAAUUCAGUAAAGUAAUUAGAGAUUCAUAUCUUUUGACACCUAUUUGAAAUCGUUGCAACUUGCAAUUAGGAAUGAAUUGAAAUGUUAUAAUGAACGCAAUUCCUACCUGAUUAAUUUAUUAAUAAUUAAUUUUUCAGUAUAAAAGGAAAAUUAAAUGUAUGCUAUUCACAUUCAAUUAUCUAGUGUAUCAAUCAUCAUGUAAAUAUUAAUUAAUUAUAAGCAAGAAUAUAAAAUCCAAGUUUUAAUUUGCAUUACAACUACAUCCAGUAAUUACGUUCAAAGUACAUGAAUUCAUUUCUUCAAGUUAAGAUAAAUGCCUAGCAUAAUUGCCUUAUGUUUACUAUGUAAAUCCAUAGUGAACGAAAGAACGUUUAGAGACUGACUAUUCUAAAAGAUUGUUCACUUAUAUAGACACUAAAACUUACGCAACUACUAUAGAUCUUAUAAAUUAUUAA